Messenger RNA from Erigeron canadensis, 2601 nucleotides. RefSeq names its product disease resistance protein RUN1-like. The transcript has 4 exons. Gene Ontology annotation, biological process: defense response. The record is from RefSeq and is a predicted model, not a curated record. Bases 1 to 2601 code for a protein of 866 amino acids. NCBI's taxonomy places the organism in Eukaryota, Viridiplantae, Streptophyta, Magnoliopsida, Asterales, Asteraceae. Gene Ontology annotation, molecular function: ADP binding.
AUGGUAGGGAUAUACGGGAUGGGAGGAAUUGGAAAGACAACUCUUGCCCAAGCUUUGUUUAGAAGAAUUUCUUGUAACUUUGCGGGUAGCAGCUUUGUAAAAGAUGUUAGGGAAAAUAGUUCAAGUAAAAGAGAUAUAUGUGCCCUACAAGAAAAGGUUCUUAGGGAGAUACUAAUGACGAAUCAUAAGUUCAAUAUUCAAGAUCCUGAAGAUGGAGCAAAUAUAAUACGGACAAGAUUUGUUCAUAAAAGUAUUCUUUUAGUUUUAGAUGAUGUGGAUAAUGGUAAGCAAUUAGAAUUCUUAGCUGCUACACAUCACUGGUUUGGUCCUGGAAGUAGAAUCAUCAUAACCACCAGAAACAAGCAAUUGUUGUCCGAUACAAAUGCAAGGUACAAACCAAGUUUUUUGUCAAUGGACGAUGCUCUUGAGCUGUUUAGCAGACAUGCUUUCAAGAAAAAUAGCCCUCCAGACGGGUAUGACGAGUUGUCAUUUCGUGCAAUAAGCUAUGCUGGCUAUCUUCCUCUAGCUGUAAAAGUGUUAGGUUCUUUCUUCCGUGGUAGGAAGGUCGAGGUUUGGGAAAGUGCCUUUAAUAGACUAGCAAAAAAACCCAAUGAUGAGAUUUUUGAGACACUCAAAUUAAGUUUUGAUGCGUUAGAGGAUUCUGAGAAAAAUAUAUUCCUACACAUUGCGUGUUUCUUCAAAGGAAAAAAUGCAGGACAUGUGACUAGAGUCCUCGAUGGCUGUGGUUUUGACCCGUUAAUAGGAAUUACUGUUCUAGUCGAAAAAUAUCUUAUCACCAUUUCUAAUAAAGGACUAGAAAUGCAUGAUCUCAUACAAGAAAUGGGAUGGGAAGUAGUUCGUCAGAGUUUUCCAAAUAGCAGGUUAUGGCAACUUGACGAAAUCCAGGAUUUCAUCAGAAGAAUUAAGAAACUAAAAGCAGUUGAAGCCAUAGUAGUGCAGGACAAGCAAAACGAUGCUGACUUGUUUGAAGAAGCAAAGUUUAGCACCGAUAUCUUUAGAUCUAUGAAGAAUCUUCGACUACUCGAUGUUAAAGGGAAAUUCACUUUUUGUGAGCCUACGUUUCUUCCGGAUGAGUUAAGAUGGCUUUGUUGGAAUGAGUACCCAUUUUCUUCUCUUCCAAUUGGAAACCUGCGUAAGCUUGUCGGGAUUGAAAUGGCCAAAGGAAGUAUCAAACAGUUUUGGAAGGGACAAAAGAUUAUGCCCAACUUGAAGUUUAUUAAACUUCAACAGUUGGACUGCCUAACAAGAAUUCCAGAUGUCUCAGGAGCUCCAAACAUCGAAAGAUUAGUAUUGUUAAAUUGUAAGAAUUUGGUUGAGGUUCAUGAAUCUCUUGGAUCUCACAAAAAACUUGUGAGAUUGGAUAUGAUUGGUUGCGAGCGGCUCAGGCAUCUCCCAUCCAGGAUUGAGAUGGAAUCUUUGAGGAUUUUAAAGCUCAGUAAAUGCUACACUCUUGAAAGAUUUCCCGACGUCUCCCCAUGUAUGCUAAAACUUGAUUGUAUAAAUCUUGAUUUUUGUUUUCAUAUAAAGGAUUUGCCACCAUCAUUUGGAUAUUUGUCCGGUCUAACCUAUUUGAAUCUCAAAACAAGUGCAAGUUUUGAGAAUCUCGAAAGCACCGAAACCCUGAUACCUCAAAACUGCAAAAAACAAAAAUUUCAAGAGGAGCGUCGAAGCACUAAGAAUUUAGAAAUGCUUACCAAAGAACUAAUAAGUAUUCCAAAGUCCAUGAGUAUACGUUGUCUAACGAAUUUAUAUUCCUUGAAAACAUUAAAUCUUAGUUUGAGACAGAUCCACGAAGAAGAAUUCCCGAAAGAUCUUCAUGCAUUUUACGCCCUGGAAAAAUUAAUUCUUAGUGGCAACAAUAAAUUAAUUCGAUUACCUACAAGUAUCUCCCAUCUUUCACGUCUUAGAUGCUUAAGAUUGGACGAGUGUCGUAGACUUGAAAGCUUGCAUACCCUCCCAUCAAAAAUACAAGUGUUGGAGGCAAAUAAUUGUAUCUCAUUGAAAAAGAUUGAAGAUCUUUCAAAAGAGUAUGAGUUGCUUUACGAGAUUUCCUUCAUUAACUGCUACAAACUUCUCGAGGAUAUAGAUAAUCAAAAAUACCUGGAUAACCUGUUGCAAGAAUCAUUCCUGAAGCGAUGUGCUGCAGGGGACCGUCAACUAAGGACGGCUAUUCCUGGAAAUAAAAUUCCAAGCUGGUUCAAAGAAGAUAAACCUGGAUGCAAAUUUGAAUUAAGGGUUAAAAGCGACGCUGAAAUUAUUGGAUAUGCGAUAUGUGGUUUAUUUCACGGGAAGUGGAAAGAAAAAUAUUAUUAUCCAUUUAUCACAAUAACAUUUAAAAAGGGUGGAAAGUCCAGUCGUACGAAAGAAGUUGAUUGUGUUGAUGCAUCUGUAGCAUCAGAGAACGGGAAUAUUUGGACUUCAUAUAGAACAUGUAGUUUAGUUCAAUAUCAAGAUUGGUAUGGCGGUAGUCUGGUCAUUAAUCUGACACUGAAUGGAACAAAAGCUAUAAGAUGUGCGACACGUCUUAUGUAUAAACAAGAUGUGGAAUCGAUUCCAUGUACCAGAUCAACUUGUAUAUAA